UGACGUUUGUAUCUGUUACGUGGACUUUCGCCAACAAGCGCGUGACUUUUCCCCACAAGGCGGCUCUUGCUGUGAUCAUGGCUGCUACACUUUGUGUUGCUUUUGCACUUUUAGCUUCUCUUCACACUUGUGUGUAAUAAAACAAUCAAAUUUGUUGGUGUGUGUAGAUGGGAAGCUGCGUUUUGCCUCCUACUAUGGAGACCACAUGGUGCUGCAGAAGUCUCCAGAGAGAGCUGUGCUGUGGGGAUAUGGCCCUGAGGGUGCACAGGUUACCGUCUCCUUGUUAGGUUUAUUUAAACGGCAAGCCUCACUGGUCACUGUGACAAACGGCAUUUGGCAAGUGACCCUUGACCCUGUUGCUGCUGGUGGUCCAUAUAAUGUGACAGCAAAAGUUCAGAACGAUUCAGCUACUCUUACAGAUGUGCUGUUUGGAGACAUUUGGAUGUGUGGAGGGCAGAGCAACAUGUGGUUUAACAUGACUCAGAUUUUCAAUGCAACAGAGGAGCUGUCUGUUGUUGCUAAGUAUCCUUAUGUCAGGCCUUUUAUGGUAGCGUUGAACACAAGUGACAUCGAGUUAAUGGAUCUGAUAGAAGUAGAGAUUCCCUGGUCUGUGCCCACUGCCAGUGUGGUGGAAGAGUUUUCUGCUGUGUGCUGGCUCUUUGGACGUUACAUGUAUGAGACCUUGAAGUACCCCAUAGGACUGGUGGAGUCCUGUUGGGGUGGCACACCGGUCGAAGUGUGGUCAUCUUCAAGAGCCCUGAAACAGUGUCAAGAAGUGCCAGUUGUAAACGGACCUAAAAAAAAUUCUAUUUUGUGGAAUUCAAUGAUCCACCCAUUGCUCAAUAUGACCAUCAAAGGGGCCCUCUGGUACCAAGGUGAGGCCAAUGCAGAGUAUAACCAGGACAAGUACAACUGUUCCUUCCCGGCUAUGAUUGAUGACUGGAGGAUGGCAUUUCAUCAGGGCUCAGGGGGGCAAACAGCUCCUGACUUCCCCUUUGGGUUUGUCCAGCUGUCCACUUACAUAAAGACCUCCAAAGAUGAUGGCUUUCCAAACAUCCGCUGGCACCAAACAGCAGACUUUGGUUUUGUUCCUAACCUCAGGAUGAAGAAAACCUUCAUGGCUGUGGCUUUGGAUUUACCAGAUGCAACUUCGCCGUAUGGCACGAUCCAUCCCAGAGACAAGCAGGAUGUAGCCUAUAGACUGACACUGGGUGCUAGGGCUGUGGCUUAUGAGGAAGAGAACGUGCCCUUCCUCGGACCUUUCCCCAAAGAAAUUGCAUCCACUCAGAUGUACGUCAACAUUACCUAUGACCAGGCAGUCUCUGUCACAUCAUCCAAAGACAUCUUUGAGGUCUGUUGCUCGGAUAUUUGGGCUCCAUGUGGGCCUAAGUCCCUUUGGCUUCAAACUCCUAUAUUGGGGUGGGAUCUGACCACCAUCCAGGUGUCAGCUGCUGUGUGUCAGUCGUCUGAAGUCGCUGGUGUUCGAUACGCUUGGAGAGACUGGCCCUGUGAGUUUAAAGCCUGUCCCGUCUACAGCGCCAGUUGGAUUUUACCAGCACCUCCUUUCAUCAUCAAUCACUCUUCAUGGAAAGGAGGCGUUUGGAAAAGCUACUAACCCUGAAACUGUGACAAGGCAUUUGUCUGUACGGUCAGUUGGGAUAACUGGGCACGGUGUUGAUUGGCGACCUCUCCAGGGUUUGUAAUAGGCUCAGAGCAGCUUGUCUGUUCAUUUUGUAAUUCCAUUUGGUGAAAACACUUUGUCUUCAUGAAAUUUGAUGAAUAAAAUAAUAAAAAUCUC
Molecule: messenger RNA, 1798 nt
Organism: Haplochromis burtoni (Burton's mouthbrooder)
Lineage: Eukaryota; Metazoa; Chordata; Actinopteri; Cichliformes; Cichlidae
Gene: siae
Product: sialic acid acetylesterase
Exons: 10
Coding region: 206-1615 (469 amino acids)
Biological process (GO): carbohydrate metabolic process
Molecular function (GO): sialate O-acetylesterase activity
Source: RefSeq, a predicted model, not a curated record